Messenger RNA from Solanum verrucosum, 2725 nucleotides. RefSeq names its product protein transport protein SEC24. Gene Ontology annotation, cellular component: endoplasmic reticulum exit site; COPII vesicle coat. Gene Ontology annotation, molecular function: SNARE binding; zinc ion binding. The record is from RefSeq and is a predicted model, not a curated record. The transcript has 14 exons. NCBI's taxonomy places the organism in Eukaryota, Viridiplantae, Streptophyta, Magnoliopsida, Solanales, Solanaceae. Bases 61 to 2289 code for a protein of 742 amino acids. Gene Ontology annotation, biological process: endoplasmic reticulum to Golgi vesicle-mediated transport; intracellular protein transport; COPII-coated vesicle cargo loading.
AACCCCAAAUAUUAUUUUUUUCUCCAUUUUCACUGUCACCAGCUCUAAUCUCACGCUCUAAUGGCGGUGCGUGCAACAGUUACUCGGUUUCCGAUUGACGUAGAGUCACUAGAGGAGUCAGGGCUACCGUGGGGUGUAACAGUUUCACCGUUUGCUGCAAAGGAUGAGAAUGGGAAUCCACCGGUUUAUGGAUCGGAAGGUCACUUACUACCGCGAUGUGAGAAUUGUUGGGCUUACUAUAAUACAUACUGUGAGCAAGAGCAGUGGGCUUGGACUUGUUCCCUUUGUGGUACACUCAAUGGACUAUCUUCUCAGUCUGUCAGUCGUUAUUCUCAACCUGAAUCUUGCCCGGAGAAUAUAUCUUCCUUUAUUGACCUUGAAUUGCCCAUAGAAGAAUCUGAGGAAAUGCAGGCACGGCCUGUUUAUGUAGCAGCUGUUGAUCUUGCUUCAUCGGAGGAGUUUUUGGAACUUGUUAAAAGUGCCCUUUUAGCUGCUUUAGAAGCUCUUGGGCCUGGAUCACUAUUUGGCUUGGCCACAUUCAGCCAUAAAAUAGGUUUGUAUGAUGUUCAGGGCCCCAUUCCAGUGGUGAAGAAUGUUUUCAUUCCUUAUGAUUCUGAUGGUACUCUGUCUAUGGAACUUCAGGAUGUCAUGCCCCUAUCUUCAUUUUUAGCUCCAGUGGAUACCUGUAAGGACCGCAUAGCGUCAGCACUUGAAACAUUGAGGCCAACAACUUCAUGGGAAAGGACAUCAGGUGCAGGUCAAGGGUUAGAUGGAGUUUUCCUGGGCGGAAGGGGUUUUGGAUCUGCAAUGGAAGCCCUUUUCAAUUAUAUUGGAUCAGAAUAUGGAAAUACAUUUGCAUUAGCUAGAGUUUUUGCUUUUCUUUCUGGUGCUCCUGAUAUUGGAGCCGGCCAACUAGAUACAAGACGGUAUGGAGAGCAGUACGCUAGUAGACGAGAGGAUGCAGAUCGAGCUUUACUUCCCGAACAAACUCCGUUCUAUAAAGAUCUGGCUGCCGUGGCUGUGCAAUCAGGUGUUUGUGUAGACAUAUUUGCUGUGACAAAUGAGUAUACUGACUUGGCAUCACUGAAGUUUCUGAGUAUUGAGAGUGGAGGCUCCUUAUUUUUGUAUACGAGCACUGAUGACUCCACACUUCCUCAAGACAUGUACCGCAUGUUAAGUCGACCAUAUGCUUUUAAUUGUGUCUUAAGGCUGAGGACUUCGUCUGAAUUCCAGCAGAGUCAUUCUUAUGGGCAUUUCUUCCCAGAUCCACAAUAUGAAAAUGUCCAACACAUAAUUUGUUGUGAUUCUUUCGCUACAUAUGCCUAUGAUUUUGAAUUUGCGAAUAAUUCUGGAUUUUCCAGGCAUACUUCAGAAUUGCCUAUGCUGCAAAUUGCUUUUCAGUAUACUGUUGUUGUCCCACCAGAUGAACUUGCAAAUGCAGGAUCAAAUACUACAACAAGAGCAAAGCAUUCUCUCAAAAAGAGAUUAAGGAUUCGAACUCUUCAGUUUGGAGUAGGUCAUAGCAUAAAUGAGAUUUAUGACUGUGUUGAUUCUGAAGUGGUGCUUUCAUUACUUGUCCACAAGGUUAUUCUAGCCUCGUUGGAGCAAGGCGUUCGAGAGGGCAGAAUGUUACUUCAUGAUUGGCUUGUUAUUCUUACGGCUCAGUAUAAUGAUGCUUGCAAACUUAUUCAGUCUGGGCAUGGAGGUUCAAGUGGCGUUCACAUUGAUGUUGCAUUUUCCCAAUGUCCUCAACUGCAGCCUUUACCCCGCUUGGUUUUUGCUCUAUUACGAAAUCCUCUUCUCCGUUUACACGAAGAAGGCGUGCAUCCUGACUACCGAAUAUAUCUUCAGUGUCUUUCUAGUGCACUAGAACCUUCUUCUCUUAGUCGUGCUGUAUAUCCAUUGUUAACCUCAUAUGCCUCACCGGAUAAGCAAGCAUAUCCUCGACAUUCCCUGAGCCGAGCUGCGCUGAUUACAAGUGGCAGUCCAAUAUUUUUCCUUGAUGCAUUCACAAAUCUCAUUGUGUUCUAUUCCUCGACAGCAGACCCUUCACUUCCGUUUCCGCCACCUCAGGACUGUUUACUGAGAACAACAAUAAACAAGCUGAAGCAAGAGAGGUGUAUCACACCAAAACUUUCAUUUAUCAAGGGAGGGCAGGAUGAUGCAACGGCGUUUGAGAAUUAUCUGAUAGAGGAACAAGAUGUUGAAGGAAGCGGCUUUACUAGUGUCAUGGGUUUCGUUUCAUUCCUCGAGGAGAUUAACCAAAGCACAUUGGAGUACUUGAAAUAAGUUGUGCAUCCAUCUUUCAACACCACAGGUUAUGACAGGAAGCAGGUACCUCCAAACUCACUGUACAAUUCGACCAGAAACAGUUGUAUCAUCGACAACCAAUGAACAAGUGCAAACUUUUGCAACAAAGGGUUACAUGUAGCAUCACAGCAAGCAUUUCUGACUUACUCAGAGCAGUUGUACCGAUGUCACCUCCCAAGACCGUAUCGUUAUAUGUUUCCCAGUUCAGCUUUAGACGGUAGAUUUGCUCAUUCAAAAUUUGUACCAGAAGCUGGCUCAAACUUUUAUCUUUUUCUUGGGUUAGUACCUUAAAUAUAGAAUAAAUAGCUGUGUUUUGAACCAGAAUUUUGUUGUUUGUCAGGUUUUCUGUUGUUUUCUCAAUUCACACAUUUGGUUCUGUUGGUGCAUUGGCAUAUGCAAAUUGAAUGUAAUUCUU